ACACACUCAUGCUUAUACACACCCCUCUAGUAGCUCAUGCAGGAGAGACUACUUACUCCACAUGGUUGGAAGAAGAACACUGUGGAGUUAACUGGAGAGAAAGAGAGAGAGAGAGAGAGAGAGAGAGAGAGAGAGAGAGAGAGAGAGAGAGAGAGAGAGAGAGAAAAAGAGAGGGAGGGAGCGGGGGAGAGACACCGGAUCAUUGUGGAGUGUACAGCACUGUGUGAGGAGCUUAUCAGCUGGGAUUCAUUCAUACAGAGACUGAAGAAAACUCAACUUUAAUACAGUGGAGAAGAUCACUAACAAGAAUCAAGCUGAGAAGGAACUAAAUCUAAAAGAAGAUUGCAUUUUAAACUUCCAGUUGAUCCACAUCUAUGUUUGAUCUUGCCUAGGUAGAGGAUCUGCGUAAGACCAUGGAGAAUGUCAAGAGAGACACAGCACUGCGGAGAUGCCAGUGAUGCCAUUGUUCCACUUCAGAUGCUAAACCAUGGGGAACGUGGAGAGCCAGAAUGGAGAUCACGCCUUCUACGGUGAGCAGGGCCACCUGUCUCGCAAGCAGACGUCCAGGUCACUCCGGAUCACCAGCAAGCAGUCCCGUCGCUCACGGCAUGCCUCAUCCAGCAAGGCAGAGCACCGCAGCUCUGAGGCAAGUACACGUUCCAGCAGCACACCCAGCAUCCCGCAGUCUCUUGCCGAAAAUGGCCUGGAGCCAUUUGAUGGAACGGACGCUCUUGGAGAGUUCGGCGACCCUAUCUGGGUGGACAGAGUAGCCAUGAAUCUGCGGCCCAUGUCUUUUCAUGACCACCCUGGCGUGGACCCAGCCACCACGCCAGGCUCGGAGGACGGUGGUGACACGGUGGUGGGAGAUGGAGAGGACGAUGAGGGCCUCUACACAGGCGAGGAAACCUACCUGCAGAGGGUAAGUGAUGCACCUGAGGAUAGCAGCAACAGCUUCAAGAAGAAGCGCUCCAAGUCAGCAGACAUGUGGCGGGAGGACUCCCUGGAGUUCUCUCUCUCAGACCUUAGCCAAGAGAACCUGACCAGCACAGAGGAGAUCCUUCAGGAUCCAAACGGAGAGGACGGGGACUACCACAGGGGACAUGAGAGUCACUCAGGGGAGAGGGCCAACUCUUUGGAUGAACUCUGCACUCAGAAGUCCGCCACCCUCCGCAGCUCUCGGAAACCUCGCUACAAGUACGGUCGGGACAGUGAACGCUCUGCAGGUGGGGAGAUGAACGAUGAGUUGUUGUCUCCAGGAGAGGAGGACAAUGGCGGGUACGGAGCAUACACCCUACCCUGUCGGCGAUCACACUGUCUUUCGGAAGGUCCUCCUAGCCACCAGGGAGCACUGUGUUCCAGUAUGCAGGGGCGACGUGCACAGACUUCACAUGACAUCACAGCAGGCGAGGGAAGCGAGUACGGAGAUAGCGGCAUCGAUGGCGUGGCAACCGAGGUGGAGCCCCAGUCCCGGCACUGCAAGGCCAUGUCCGCCUCCUUCUCCGUCUACUCAGCUGCCAGCGGCAGUGUGUUUGCAGGCAGCGACAGCGGCAGCAGCAGUGGUGGAGGAGGUACAGAGCGCUCGGGCCGGGACCAGGGAGUUUACGAGAACUUCAGGCAGGAGCUGGAGCUGAACUCACGGCAGACGCGAGAGAGUCUGGAGGAGGCGGGGUCAGCCGUCAGCGACGAGAGGAGCAGCGGCACCAUGAGCUCCGCCUAUCAGUCGGACGCCCUGCUUAACAUGGCGCAGGGCACGGUGCGCAAGGCCGGAGCAUUGGCCGUCAAGAACUUUCUGGUGCAUAAGAAGAAUAAGAAGGUGGAGCCAGCGACCAGGCGCAAGUGGAAGCGCUACUGGGUGUCACUGAAAGGAUGCACUCUGUUCUUCUACGAGACUGAUGGGCGCUCAGGGAUUGAUCACAACAGCAUUCCUAAACAUGCGGUGUGGGCUGAGAACAGCAUCGUACAGGCUGUUCCUGAACAUCCCAAAAAGGACUUUGUGUUCUGCCUCAGUAACUCUCUGGGAGAUGCCUUCCUGUUCCAGACCUCAGGACAGACAGAGCUGGAAAACUGGAUCACGGCCAUCCACUCGGCGUGCGCCACGGCCGUGGCCCGGCAGCACCACCGCGAGGACACUGUACGAUUUCUGCGCUCGGAGAUCAAGAAGCUGGAGCAGAAGAUUGACAUGGAUGAGAAGAUGAAGAAGAUGGGAGACAUGCAGCUCUCGGCCGUCACUGAUGCCAAAAAGAGGAAGACCAUCCUGGAACAGAUCUUCCUGUGGGAGCAGAACCUGGAGCAGUUUCACAUGGAUCUGUUCCGUUUCCGUUGUUACCUCUCCAGCCUGCAGGGCGGCGAGCUUCCCAACCCCAAACGCCUGCUGGCUUUCGCCUCACGCCCCACCAAACUAGCCAUGGGUCGCCUGGGCAUCUUCUCCGUCUCGUCCUUUCAUACACUGGUUGCAGCGAGGAUGGAGAGCGGGGUCCGGAGGCGGACGCAGGCCUUGUCUCGCUCGUCCAGCAAGCGUAAGAGCCGAUUCUCAUCGCUGUGGGGUCUGGACACUACCUCAAAGAAGAAGAGCAAAGGCAGACCCAGCAUCAACCAGGUGUUUGUGGAAGGAGAGGAACCAAUGAAGAAAAGCAUGGAGCGCAUGUUUGAGGAUUCGACCAAGGAAAGCUUGAAGGAUCAGAGUCGGUCCAUAAAAAGCCUUCCUCAGCCUAACACGGACACCGAGUUAUGGCUUCCUGACUACCUCACACCGUCCUGGCUUUCUUUGCCGAACGACCAGCCAGUCCUGGCCAUCAUACAGCCAGGAGAAACCACAUAUGAAGCGUUGGAGGCUGUUUGUAAGGCCCACAACCUGGACCCUUCCAAGCAUUAUCUCCGCCUGAAGUUUCUUAUCGACAAUCAAGUGCAAUUGUAUGUCCCAAACCCUGAAGAGGAGCUCUCAGAUCUGCUCUACAAAGAGAUUGAAAUUUGUACCAAAACUACCAAAGUCGUCCAGUUUGAUAGAGACGAGUCCUGCACCAUUGGUUAUGGUUUCUCAGUAGCUGUGGUGGAUGAGGACGGUGUACAGCAGCUUCAUAUCACAGAUGUAAAAGCUGGAGGCCUGGCCUUUAAGAAAGGUCUGAGAGCAGGUGAUGAGAUCCUGCAGCUGAAUGAUAAAGACGGGAGUGUGUUGGAGCUGUCGGACAUGCAGGCCGCGUUCUCUCUGCCCUCCCUCACCCUUACAGUCAGCACCAUACCGUCGACUGAGGACUGCCAGCACUGUCCACCGCUGCCUCGCCGCUCCGAUACACCACACCACCUCUGCACAGACAUCUUCUCCCAAAACCAAGAGGAAAUCCUGGAUGAAGUGCCUGGCCUGGUGUUGGAGAGUCCAGGUGUAGAGGAAAGGUCCAGUUUAGCCAAAGAGAGUAAUGAAGAUGGCCUGGGAUACGAGUCGGACUCUGGCACUGGACACAAGAGUACGGAGCAAGUGACCGCAUUCUGUCGCAGCCUUCAUGACAUGAAUCCUGUGGAGGCCCUGCCAUCGUCCUCCUCUUCCUCCUCCUCCUCUUCCUCAUGUAUACCCAGCCCCAUCUCCCCUGUGCCCGCCCCCGCCACCCAGCGGCAGCUGUCAGACGCAGACAAACUCCGGAAGGUCAUCAGUGAGCUGGUGGACACGGAGCGCACCUACGUUAAGGAUUUGAACUGUCUAAUAGAGCGGUACCUGACGCCUCUGCAGAAGGAACACUUCCUCUCUCAGGAUGAGCUGGACGUUCUCUUUGGGAACCUGCCGGAGAUGGUGGAGUUUCAGGUGGAGUUUCUAAAGACUCUGGAAGAUGGAACUAGACUGGUUACAGAUUUAGACAAGCUCGAGAGGGUGGACCAGUUUAAGAAAGUGCUCUUUUCUCUUGGAGGCUCCUUCUUGUACUAUGCGGACCGCUUCAAAAUUUACAGCGCUUUCUGUGCCAGCCAUACAAAAGUCCCAAAGGUCCUCACCAAAGCCAAGACUGACCCAGAGUUUAAGGCGUUUCUGGCUGAAAGGAACCCCAGACAGCAGCACUCCUCCACUCUGGAGUCCUAUCUGAUCAAGCCCAUCCAGAGGGUGCUGAAAUACCCUCUGCUGCUGCGAGAGCUCUACUGCCUCACUGACCCCGACAGUGAGGAGCACUACCAUCUCAAUGUUGCUAUUAAAGCCAUGAACAAAGUGGCGAGCCACAUCAACGAGAUGCAGAAGAUCCAUGAGGAGUACGGAGCUGUGUUCGACCAGCUCAUCAGUGAACAGAGCGCAGACAAGAAAGAGGUGGCUGAUUUGUCUAUGGGUGACUUAUUACUCCACGCUACUGUGGCCUGGAUCAACCCCCCAUCAUCUCUGAUGAAGGGAAAGAAAGACCCCGAGCUCGCUGCCUUCGUUUUCAGGACAGCCGUCGUUUUUGUGUACAAAGAUUGCUCCAAGCAGAAGAAAAAAAUCGGAACUUCUCACAGGGCUUCAGUAUCUGAUGAGCGAGACCCGUUUCGGUUUAGAUACAUGAUCUCCACAGAUGCUCUUCAGGUCCGCACCCCCACCAACUCAGAGGGAACAGCAGUGUGUGAGAUUGUUCAUGUAAGAUCAGAAUCUGAGGGGAGACCAGAGAGGACCUUUCAUAUCUGCUGCAGUUCUCAUGACAGUAAGAAGGACUUCCUGAAGACAGUGCACUCAGUCCUGAGGGAUAAACAGCGUCGACAGUUGAUGAAGACAGAGAGUUUACCUCUGAAUCAGCAGUACAUUCCUUUUGGAGGGAAACGCCUGUGUGCACUGAAAGGAGUUCGGCCCACAAUGAGCAGAGCAGUUUCAGAUCCACCUCGAGCUCUCGGCCGCAGGAAGCUGAUCCGCAACCGCUUCACCAUCGACACAGACAUAGUCUUCGACAACGGCUCCAGCCAGGACCUGCCCUCCUCUGCAGACUCCCCACCACCUCAAAGCCAGCCUACACCUCCUCAGAACACUCGCGACACCGACCGCUGGGUGGAGGAGCAGUUUGACCUGCGGCUGUACGACAGACAGACGGACGUGAAGGAGACGGACAUUCUCAGCGAUGACGACGAGUACUGCGAGUCGGUGAAGGGUUCUUUAACCGAGCCGAGUCUGGAAGAGUCGUUCGAGGCUCUUAUUGCAGAAGCGGAGGAGGACGGGAACGGGGAGGUAGCGCAGGAGGAAGUGGAGGAGGGUGUAAAGGAGGAAAUCGGUGGUCUGAAUCAGAGCUCUGAGGACAAGCUGGCUCUCAAGCUGCCUGAGAAGUCUCACGGCCCGCUGAGGCUGACCCCGCUGAGGAAGCAGUGCGCUGUGGAGGGCGCCGCUGCCGAGAGGGAGAGGGAGGUCAUCUGGGUCCGCAGAGAUGACUUCAACAGCGGCUGCAACAGUGACAUCUUCUGAGCUAGUGGAGCAACGGAGCAUGAGCGAGGCCAUGGGAAGGCUUUGUUUAUUUAUGGAGCUGUGGAAUGCUGGACUUUUGGCCAGUUUUUCUUGCCACGGAUUAAGCUUUACCCUUGGAUGGAAUCCAAUAUCAGUGGAAUUGCUGGUGUAAAUAAAUAUGAAACCAUGACCACGGUCAUCUGUGAUCUGUGUCCAUAAUUUUUAUGGAUGGCUGAUGGCUGAUAAAAGAGAGGAAUCAGAGGUACUGUGCCGAGUGCAGACACUACUACUUCCAAACUGGGGAAGCCAGGCAUGUCUGGAAUCUGCUGGACUGUGAAAAUGGACAUCAUUUCACCUGCUAAGUACUUAGAACUUCAGGUAAAGCUUUGAGCUUUAAAAAAAACAAAAUAAAGACACUGGUUGCCGCCAAUUUGACAAACGGGUCAAAAAACAAAUUGGAUUUUUUGGAAUUUUUUUUUUGGCCAUACAAUUCAUGAUCUGUGCUCCCCUACUUGCAGACAAUCCUACAGAACAAGCUUCAACAACUUAAUAAUUUAACUUAUUAACCAGUACAUGGAUGGAGCCCUACAAAAAAACAUGGAAUGGACUCAUGCAGUGGAGACAUGCAGUUACAGCACCUCGUCCCAUGGAUUGUUCAUGACUUCAUCAUUAAGAUUUUAAGAGUUUACGCUUACCUACUGUACAAUCAUGCAUCACGUUGUCUGUAGAUCCUCCACACACUGAUAUGGUGCAAAGCACGCAGUCGUGACUUGUUGGCAGCUACUCUUUCACGCUUUCACUGAACGUUGUUUUGUUGCCAAAACAAUACUAUUUUUGCAAAACUGCGUGGAUUGUUUUUCUUUUUUUUUUUUUUUUGCAUUCUUUUACUUCUUUUUUUUUUUUUAACUGCUGCUCACUUCUGCUUUCUGCUGUUCUAAAGGGCUGUGUGUUCUGCCAUGAUGGUCCACAGGCUAAAGUGGCUAAAGACUGAAAACAAAUCAGCGAACACAACAAGCCUUAUCUUAUAUGCCUGAUGGCGAAGCGCAGACCUCUUCGUCCAGAGCACAAAAUCACAUUGUUUCAUAUUGUUCAGUGGAAAGUCACACUCUCUGUAUGUUUACAGGCUUGUUAAGCAUGUCCCCAAAAUACUUUUAUUCCUUUUAUUCCUUUUAUUCAUUUCCUUUCUUUCCUUUCUUUCCAUUCUUGCUGUUCCUCAUUGACUUUACUCAGCUGUUUACCCAACAGUCCAGUAUUACCCGCCCUGAUCACUGAAGGGAUGUUUUGAACUAUUAUAACUAUUAUCCUGCUGUACUUGAAUUUCAUGUCGAGGUUGAGCUUGAGGUUAUAGAGACAGUGUAAAUAACGCCCUGACUGUUCAGCCCUGUCCACUGCAAUAAUGUGAGUACUGUUCUGCUUCCAGGUACACGGCUCAUCACGACCCACAACCCCACCCACCCCAUCUCCCUCCCUUUUUUAUCUGGUGUACUACUGAGAAAAGAAUCGCCACUCGACUCAGUCAACGUGGGCAGACACACUUACACAUGUAUGAUAUGACCUCACUGAUUAGUGCAUCGUCAUAUGGACACACAAAUAUAUGCUAUGAAAUCACUGCAUUGAUCAGUGCACUGAUCUGUCAUAUUCGUCAUAUUUGUAAGGAACUGCGCUUAGCUGUGCCACACUAAGUGUCAGUUAGUGUCUGUAAAGCCAAUUUAAUCACCAAUAUGUGAAAUCAAAGAUGAGUUGGAUGAGUUCGGACCUUUUAUGACCUUUUCUACGCCCUUUGUUUCGAUCCAGGUGGAAAAAAAAAAACAUUUUACAGAAAGAGAAAGAAAGUAUAUUUUUAACACGGACUUGGAGGGAAAAUCCUCCCGUUGUGAAAUGCAAUCACUUACUGUACCUGUAGUUCUACAACUUUUUUGGCUUAGAGAGAUGUGCUGUUUAAAGACGUGUAAAGAUUCCUUAACUUUUGCCCUUUGCAUUUUUGAAACUGUGUAUGUUCAUAAAUUUGUGGACUAUUAUUAUUGUUCUCCUAAAAUAAAUGUUCCUUAUUUAUA
This is a messenger RNA of Astyanax mexicanus (Mexican tetra), 7422 nucleotides long. It is a transcript of the gene tiam1a, whose product is annotated as TIAM Rac1 associated GEF 1a. Lineage: Eukaryota; Metazoa; Chordata; Actinopteri; Characiformes; Acestrorhamphidae. Gene Ontology annotation, biological process: small GTPase-mediated signal transduction; positive regulation of axonogenesis; activation of GTPase activity. The record is from RefSeq and is a predicted model, not a curated record. Gene Ontology annotation, molecular function: guanyl-nucleotide exchange factor activity; protein binding. The transcript has 28 exons. Bases 488 to 5389 code for a protein of 1633 amino acids. Gene Ontology annotation, cellular component: plasma membrane; cytosol; synapse.